This is a messenger RNA of Hyla sarda, 1672 nucleotides long. It is a transcript of the gene ADSS2, whose product is annotated as adenylosuccinate synthase 2. NCBI's taxonomy places the organism in Eukaryota, Metazoa, Chordata, Amphibia, Anura, Hylidae. The record is from RefSeq and is a predicted model, not a curated record. The transcript has 13 exons. Gene Ontology annotation, cellular component: cytoplasm. Gene Ontology annotation, biological process: 'de novo' AMP biosynthetic process; IMP metabolic process. Bases 129 to 1514 code for a protein of 461 amino acids. Gene Ontology annotation, molecular function: GTP binding; adenylosuccinate synthase activity.
GGGUUACUAUUUUUUUCCUCCACCUUUCCCCUUCCUGCCUUGCUAGCUGGUGGGUACGUUAGAAAGAACUGCUUGAUAACGCAGCGUAACUUCGCUCGCUAUUUCCUGCUAUAUGAUUUAAAGGUGUCAUGUCUUCAGGCAGUAGACCGACGCAACAAGCCAUCAUGUCUAACGGAGAAAGCCCGGCUGCCCCCGCUCACCCUGUAGCAGCAGCCGCCCCCCCAAACCGGGUGAGCGUGGUGUUAGGAGCUCAGUGGGGCGAUGAAGGAAAGGGCAAGGUGGUGGAUCUGCUGGCACAGGACGCCGACAUUGUUUGCCGCUGCCAGGGAGGAAAUAAUGCAGGCCAUACAGUUGUAGUGGAUUCUGUUGAAUAUGAUUUUCAUCUCUUGCCAAGUGGAAUCAUAAACCCAAAUGUUACUGCCUUUAUAGGAAAUGGUGUUGUAAUCCAUCUACCUGGUUUAUUUGAAGAAGCAGAGAAAAAUCUGAAAAAAGGACAAGGAUUGGGUGGUUGGGAAAACAGGCUUGCUAUAUCUGACCGAGCACACAUUGUUUUUGACUUUCAUCAAGCUGCUGAUGGUAUCCAAGAACAGCAGAGACAAGAACAAGCUGGAAAAAAUCUGGGUACGACAAAGAAGGGAAUUGGACCAGUGUAUUCCUCAAAAGCUGCAAGAAGUGGCCUUAGAAUGUGUGAUCUUGUUUCAGAUUUUAAUGAAUUUUCUAAGAGAUUUGAAGUUCUGGCUAAACAGUAUAAAUCGAUGUACCCUUCACUAGAAAUCAACAUUGAAGGAGAACUUGACAAACUCAAGGACUAUGCUGAGAAAGUGAGACCCAUGGUGAAAGAUGGUGUUUACUUUAUACAUGAAGCUCUUCAUGGCACUCCAAAAAAAAUUUUGGUUGAAGGUGCAAACGCAGCACUCCUGGAUAUUGACUUUGGCACCUAUCCCUUUGUGACUUCUUCAAAUUGCACUGUUGGUGGAGUUUGUACAGGCCUUGGCAUUCCACCUCAAAGCAUUGGGGAUGUUUAUGGAGUGGUUAAAGCUUACACUACUCGAGUUGGUAUUGGUGCCUUUCCGACUGAGCAAAAUAAUGAAAUUGGAGAUAUUCUCCAAACUCGAGGCCAUGAGUUUGGAGUUACCACUGGAAGGAAGAGAAGAUGUGGAUGGUUAGAUCUAGUUUUGCUCAGAUUUGCACACAUGAUCAAUGGAUUUACGGCGUUGGCACUUACAAAACUUGAUAUUUUGGAUGUCUUUACGGAAAUUAAAGUAGGGGUUUCCUACAAAUUAGAUGGUGUAAAAAUACCUCACUUCCCAGCAAAUCAAGAAGUUUUAAAUAGAGUUGAGGUUGAAUAUGAAACACUCCCUGGAUGGAAAAGUGACACUUCUAAUACCAGAACGUUUGAAGAUCUGCCUGAGAAUGCAAAGAAAUAUGUCCAUUUUGUAGAAGAAUCGCUUGGAAUACCAAUUAAAUGGAUUGGCGUUGGGAAAUCUAGAGAGUCGAUGAUUCAAUGUUUCUGAGAAAAUUAACAUUUCUUCUACAUGGACCUCAUUUUACAAUCAUAGAUUUUGACUUGAACCAUGGAGAUCUAAGGGAAUGGGCAUGGGUUGGGAAAAGCAACUUCUUCUUUUUCUGUAACUAUGUAAUUGGGAUAUUAAAUAUUGAUGUACUUGUCUUA